Molecule: messenger RNA, 630 nt
Organism: Aegilops tauschii subsp. strangulata
Lineage: Eukaryota; Viridiplantae; Streptophyta; Magnoliopsida; Poales; Poaceae
Source: RefSeq, a predicted model, not a curated record
AUGCAGCUGCGGGGCGAGCAGGGAGGCGUAGCAAGGCGCGGGCGCGGCGAUAGUGGAGAGCUGGGUGACGGCAUCGCGCGGCGCAAGGUGCGCCCACGUGUGAGGAGGCUAGCCGGAGCGGGCGUCGCCGGCUACGUCGGUGGGGCAGCAGCGGUGGGUAGCGGGGCCAUGGCCGGAGCAUGGGCGUGGUCCGGGCGCGGCAAAGGAGCACCAGGCGGCGGCCGGCUGCGGGUGCAGCAACAGCAGCAUAGCAGCAGGCGCUGGAGCAGGAAUGCCGGCGCCCGGCCGGCAGCUGCGGUGAGCGGGGCGGCGGGCGCGCACAACGACGGCCAUACGGCGCGCGUGGCUGCGAGCUGCAGCGAGUGUGGCGCCAGUCGCAGCAGCGCGGCGAGGAGGCACUCAGGUGCUUGCGAGGGCGGGGGCUGUAGUGGGCUCAGGGGUGCGGGCGCGGAGCUCGGGUUCGACGGAGUCAAGGCCACAGGGCACGGUAAGAUGUGCAGGUGCUUGCGCUGGGUCCCUACGGCGAUGCUGAGCACGACGGUGGCUCGCACUGGACCAAAAGGUCCCCGGGGCUACGCCGACAACGAGUUCGCGCGGCGAUGGUUCGGUCUCGAGUGGGACGAGGUCUAG